This is a messenger RNA of Labrus mixtus (cuckoo wrasse), 3585 nucleotides long. It is a transcript of the gene sox14, whose product is annotated as SRY-box transcription factor 14. The record is from RefSeq and is a predicted model, not a curated record. NCBI's taxonomy places the organism in Eukaryota, Metazoa, Chordata, Actinopteri, Labriformes, Labridae. The coding region runs from base 612 to 1328 and encodes 238 amino acids. Gene Ontology annotation, biological process: cell differentiation; anatomical structure morphogenesis; regulation of DNA-templated transcription. The transcript has a single exon. Gene Ontology annotation, molecular function: RNA polymerase II cis-regulatory region sequence-specific DNA binding; DNA-binding transcription factor activity, RNA polymerase II-specific.
CUUUGUUUAUGUUGUAAUGUACAUAUAUUUUUUGGUGAAGGUAUUAUAAUAGGCGCUCUUCGUGCUGAUUGGGCGCUCAGGUUGGUGAGUGAACGCCCUGCAGAUUAUGUCAGAUUGCGUGCAGAAACCAAACCAGCCCAGCCUUUGAACUUCACCGCUUUUGGCUCGUAUUCACGCUCUUCCGCUCAUUUCCAAGCCAGGUGCUUGACGACAAACCUCAGAGAGAGACAGGAAGAGUGUGUCGCAGAAAAAAAUCACACUUUUACGACUCCUGCAAACUGACUGCGGAACAUUGCUUUCACCUUUGAGGAUUUUUUUACGUGUGUGCAUCUUGCAUGUGUUUUCUUCCUGUAUUGCCCGCCUCAGGUCUGAAAGAGAGUUGUUACUGGACUUGAACGAGCGCGCAUCAGUGUUUUAACUCGGGAGAAAGAGAAUCACCGGCUGGAUUUUUAUUUUAUUCUAUUUAAUUUUUGCUCUUUUCACGACUCAGAACAUCCCAGACGUGGCAUGACUGGUAUCUGGCUUCUGGACAGGUGAAUAGUUUCCCUUUCUUCCGAUAAGAACUUUUCCUCGUCAUUAACAUUGGGGAUAAAAGCGCACUUUUUUUAAAGAUGUCAAAGCCUGCUGAUCAUAUCAAGAGACCCAUGAACGCGUUCAUGGUCUGGUCCCGGGGCCAGAGGAGGAAAAUGGCACAGGAGAAUCCCAAAAUGCACAACUCUGAGAUCAGCAAAAGACUGGGCGCCGAGUGGAAGCUGCUCUCCGAGUCCGAGAAGAGACCUUACAUCGACGAGGCCAAGAGGCUGCGCGCACAGCACAUGAAGGAGCACCCCGACUACAAGUACAGACCCCGGCGUAAACCCAAGAACCUGCUCAAGAAGGACAGGUACGUUUUUCCUCUGCCUUACCUCGGGGACAGCGACCACAUGAAGGGACUCUCUAUGUCGGCCGCGGACUCCCUUUUGAGCCACUCGGAGAAAGCGCGAGCGUUUCUGCCGCCGACGUCCACCCCGUACUCCUUCCUCGACCCGAGCCAGUUCAGCUCCAGCGCCAUCCAGAAGAUGACGGAGAUGCCCCACACGUUGAGCACCAGCACUUUGCCGUACGCGUCCUCCUUGGGAUACCAGAACGGCGCGUUCGGCACCCUUGGGUGUCCCAGUCAGCACACCCACACCCACCCGUCGCCCACAAACCCGGGCUAUGUGGUCCCGUGUAACUGCUCAGCCUGGUCAACGUCCAGUUUACAGCCCCCGGUGGCCUACAUACUUUUUCCAGGUAUGACCAAGACUGGGAUAGACCCAUACUCAUCCGCACACGCCACUGCCAUGUAACCCUCAAGACUCUUUCUGUUUUCUAAUUCACUUGAAUACUGAAAUGCAUGUAAAUAUAACACGGACAGCGCGCCCGGUUUAAAAGGCAUGAACAGUAUUAACUGCCUUGGACUUGUUAUGGCAAAAAAAGAGAGAGAAAAAAAAGAAACUUUUGCAGAAAUCCAACAAGUUCCUGAGCUGAGCAGAAGGAGCUGGAUUUGGUGUAAAGGACGGUGCCCUGAACUGUAAGAAAUGUAAAUGUUAUAACGUUUAUGGCAGCCAGAAAAGGAGGCCUUUAACUUUAUUUAUUGUGUACAUUUCAAUGCUUAUAUUCUGAUUUGUGUUGAUUAUUGAUAGGGUACUUUCUUAUUUCAAAAUUUGGCUUGCACAAUUACCAUUCUUACUCCUGUAUAGGCCUAUAGUCUACAUUUUGGCACUCGUCAUUUUAUUCUGAUGUUCUGGAAUAUAGGGUCAAAAUCAGGACCUUUAGGCUGGAUUAUAUACGGGUCAUAUUGUUUAUAUCUAUCAAACAGUGGCACAUAAAACAAGACGGUCUAUUUAAGAGGACGAAAAGAAAAAAAGAUCUUUUACAUCCAAAUGUUUAAUUUUGCAUUUUUCCUGUGGUUCAGUGCUAAUAUAGUCCCACGCGUCUUUUCAUUUAGUUUUCUGUUUUUUAAGGAUAACUUCUAUUUGAAUUCCAGGAGUUAAUAUGUGUAUUAUCAUCCAAGAUGGUAAUUUUAAAAACCUGUCAUGUUAUGGAAAGGAUUAUGUAUUUAGAAGGUUGAUACCUCCUGCUCUUUGUUCAAUUGCUGAGCAAAAGCAUUUCGAAUAAAGACAAUCUGUCUUCAACACUAUCAAUGUCCCUGUAUAUUUGUAGGUUAUUGGUGCUUCAGAUGACGUAGAUAGUGGAGUGUUGUGCACGUGCUGCGGGGAAGUUACACCUGGCUGAAUAAACUUGCAAAUUUAAUCGAUUUAAAAAAAGUUAAAAUUAAUUAAAUAGGUAAAAAUCAUAUAUUUUAAAUUACGUUUGAAUUGUCCGUUUUUUAUUUCUCAUUUAAAAAAAAAUAUUUUUAUUUUUAAAUUAAAAAUGUUUGUCCCCACCUCACCCCAGCCUAAUCAACACAGUUGAUAGUCUACUGACUGAACAUUAACUAACUCUCCUCACAUUAGAACAAUAAUCCUUUGUCUCCUAAUCGAUCCUUUUCAGGCUGUCAAACUCCUCCACUCUGAUCAUUUCUCUAACAAGGCUCAAUUACCUCCGCAUUUGGCUGCUGUUUUCUCUCUCUAAUAGUUCCAAACAGGUUUGAGACAUGUUCAGCGGUGCAGUGCAGCACGGUGAAGGUGUUUUUUUGUGGCUGUGGGAUGAACCGGUUGUGAUCUUUUGAUGUUUGACAGUUCAGGAGAGGAGAGGCCUCCCUGGAGGGAUUCCGCCCGUCCGACUUGUCUGACUGCUUAAUCACUUCAAGGAGGGAGCCUUCCUCUUAAUUAUAGGUUUAACUAAUGGAACAACUUGAAUGUGAGCUGAUUUUUUUCUCUCUCUCUCUUAACUCACUGGCUGGUUGAAAAGCAGCACACCACAGGCUACAGUGCGGUUUUAAAUGUCUCUGCGUGUGUGUGUUUACUUUAUGAAAAAAAAAGGAGCUGCAGCCAAAACCCCGCUGAAAGCCUUUUAUCACCAAGUAAUUCACACGUGUUUAAACGUGUGUAAACUUGUGAAUGACAGGCCAAACUCUCAUUAAGAUACUACUGAAUAUAAAUAACACACAAAGCCAUUUAUUAAACAAACAUUUACAGAUUUCAGUGUGAAUGUCUGCGCAGUUUUCCCUCCUCUCUGUUAAUAGAGAUCAGGAUUGACGCAGCGCGGUGCAGCCUACAUUUACCCUCAUCUGCACGACUGUAGUAUUAAUUAAAAAUUUAAUUCCACAUCCAAAUUGUUUACUUAUCUGCCAGGAACAUAUGCUGAGAGAAGUUAAGAUUCACGAUUCUGCACUAUUGCCCAAGGUGCAAUUUCAAUCCUGGGGAGGAAAGAUGGGAAGGGAGGGAGGGAAGGGAAGGAGGGGAGGAGGACGGGGCUGAUUUUUAUGACAGACUUAGUCCUUAUCAGGAGCUGUAAAUUAGGGUGAUACUUCAUUGAACCGAAUGUGAAGUUUUACAUCAAACCCCUAAAGCGUCCUAAUUCAACUUUGAAAUGAGACAAUUAUAAUUACUUUCAGGAGGAACAGCAGACGAGGACAUUAUUUUUUUUUUUGCACGAGGAGAAUGAAGCUAACCGUCUUUU